This is a messenger RNA of Phragmites australis (common reed), 2903 nucleotides long. RefSeq names its product beta-1,3-galactosyltransferase GALT1-like. NCBI's taxonomy places the organism in Eukaryota, Viridiplantae, Streptophyta, Magnoliopsida, Poales, Poaceae. Bases 592 to 2499 code for a protein of 635 amino acids. Gene Ontology annotation, molecular function: carbohydrate binding; galactosyltransferase activity. The record is from RefSeq and is a predicted model, not a curated record. The transcript has 8 exons. Gene Ontology annotation, cellular component: Golgi membrane.
AGUGCGACUACUCUUCUCUUCUCCGCCACGGCAGUGGAGAGAAAAAGGAAACCCGUCCCCCGACACGGGACGGCGACUAUUCGCCCGGUCGCGGUCGGUCGGUCGGUUCGUGGCGUGGACUCGAAGCCCCCUUCCUCCUCCUCACCCCGGCCCCGGCCGCUCGCUGCCUUCGAGCUCUCCUGCGCUUUUGUGCUCAGGGCAGGGAGGGACGCAGCCUUGUCCGUGGCUCCCGGUGGUGGCGGCCUGAGAGUUCCUCCAACUUCCAGCUUCGCUCGCUCCUCCGGCAGCCGCGCGCGGCCACCGGCUGGGCGGGACCCACCCGGGAGGGUCCGCGCGGCCGAGCAGCGGCGGUGAUUCCGUUCCUGGAUAAAGUUCAUUCUUGUUUGGUGGCUUCUUCUUGUUACAAGGGCACACCAAACUGCCUCAGGUUUCAUUGGUACACUUUAAAGUGGUUGCUGAGUACCAGAUCAGGCUGACAGUUCAGCAGGAAUUGAUGCAACUUUCUGAAUUGGAUGGUUUGGUUCUGAAUUGCAUUUUUAGGUUGAUAGUUGAUGCAAACUGCUGACCAACUUGUCAGAACGGUUUUGAGUGAUGAAGAAAUGGCAUGGUGGUUUUUUCAUAGUAUCUUUGUUCAUUAUCUUGAUGUUAAGAUAUGCGAUACUGGAUAGCCCACUUGCAGAAAAAUCUCUUCAGUAUGUCUUCCAGCAAAAUAGUACGGCAGCACUACAUUGGUUGGAUGUUCCAAAUCCACCUGCAAUCCAGAAUCCACAGAACUCCUCUGAAGUAAUAUCAACCAAACUCUUGGCAUCCAACCUUUCCAUUACCAGAAAUCUCUCUGACAGAGAACUACAAUCUUUGCAUUCUUGGAAUCAUUUGAGGCAUCUAGUAACUCAUGCCCAUAUCCUACCAGAUGGAGUGAAGGCAAUCAAGGAAGCUGGGGUUGCAUGGAGGGAACUAAAUAAAGUCCUUGUAUAUGAUGAUUCACUUGUUUCUGUAAAUGGCAGCACUCAGCAAAAGGACAAAGGAAAACAAUGCCCAUUUUCUAUUCGAAGAAUGAAUGCUACAAGGUUAGGUGAUAGAUUUGUCUUAAAGAUUCCCUGUGGAUUGAUUCAGGGCUCUUCCAUAACUAUUUUUGGUACUCCUGGCGGUUUUCUGGGUAAUUUUAAGAUAGAGUUAACUGGUGCGGCAGUUCCUGGUGAACCAGACCCUCCAAUUGUCCUUCAUUACAAUGUCCGCCUUCUUGGUGAUAAACUUACAGAAGAUCCUGUAAUAGUCCAAAAUACAUGGACUAUAGCCGAUGAUUGGGGUUCUGAAGACCGUUGUCCAUCUCCUGAAUCCGAUGCUAAGGACACUGCAAAAGUGGAUGAUCUAGAAAAAUGUAGUAACAUGGUAGGCAAGGACCAAAUCGUGGCAUCUAAGUUACAUUCUAACGUUUCGUCCAUGCCACCUGCAAGGAAAAAGAAUGCAGAACCUAGAAAAUAUUUUCCCUUCAAACAAGGAUAUCUAGCUGUAGCAAUUCUUCGUGUCGGAGCAGAGGGGAUCCAUAUGACUGUAGAUGGCAAACAUAUCACUUCCUUUGCAUUCCGAGAGGAUUUGGAGCCAGGGUUUGCUGGUGAAGUAAGAGUUGCAGGAGAUAUUAAAUUGCUGUCUGUGAUAGCAAGUGGUCUGCCUACAACAGAGGACUUCGAGCAUGUCACUGACUUGGAAACAUUGAAGGCUCCACCUGUCCCCAUGGAUAAAUCUGUUGAUCUUUUCAUUGGGAUCUUCUCUGCAGCAAACAAUUUCAAACGCCGAAUGGCGGUCCGCAGAACUUGGAUGCAAUAUGAUGUUGUUCGCUCGGGAAAUGUUGCAGUUCGAUUUUUUGUUGGCCUGCACAAAAAUGAGGUGGUGAAUGAGGAACUUUGGAAUGAAGCACGAACGUAUGGAGACAUCCAGUUGAUGCCAUUUGUGGAUUAUUAUAGCCUGAUUCUUUGGAAGACUAUAGCCAUCUGCAUCUAUGGGACAAAUGUCUUGUCAGCCAAGUAUGUGAUGAAAACAGACGAUGAUGCUUUUGUUCGUGUAGAUGAGAUACUUUCUUCCCUAGACCGAGUAAAUAUCAGCCAUGGACUGCUGUAUGGUCGUGUCAAUUCUGAAUCUCAGCCUCACCGAGAUCCAUAUAGCAAGUGGUACAUAACCCCUGAGGAAUGGCCUGAGGAGAGUUAUCCUCCAUGGGCACAUGGCCCAGGAUAUAUUGUUUCAGAGGAUAUAGCGAAAGAAGUUUACAGGAAACACAAGAGAGGGGAGUUAAAGAUGUUCAAGCUGGAGGAUGUCGCGAUGGGGAUAUGGAUCAGUGAGAUGAAGAAGGAUGGAUUGGAUGUCAAGUACGAGAAUGAUGGGAGAAUCUUGGUCGAAGGGUGCGAGGAUGGGUAUGUGGUUGCCCACUACCAAGAACCAAGGGAUAUGAUGUGCCUCUGGGACAAAUAUCAGAAAACAAAGCGAGGAACAUGUUGCAAAGAGUAACAGAACCAAAACCUUCGGGCUAGUACAAUCUUGAUAUGUCACCAUCUAAGAGAUCCGAAUAGCAUGAGUUGUCAUUGCUGGUUUCAGAAUUGGAAGGGGACAGUUUUGGAUAUCAUCAAGUUUCUUUUUGUCCGCAGCUGAAGAGUUUAAAGUCUAACUAGGGAAUACAUUGUAGACGAUGCAGGUCUCUUCUGUUUGGGCGUAGGUAGGAGGAUGUUGCUUUACUCAUAGUGUGGCUUAUUCUUGUACCAUAUCUUGUUAGAAUGUAGGAUACAGCGGCGGCAUGUUACAUUAUCUGAGUAGAUUGAGAGGCAGUGUUACCAUUCUUUCCAAAGGAAUGCAUUUUGUAUCUGGUGUAAAGGUGUUUCACGGUUGCUCUGAUGUGAUCCAUUUCCUAUCUACUC